Messenger RNA from Numida meleagris (helmeted guineafowl), 2594 nucleotides. RefSeq names its product thrombomodulin (gene THBD). The record is from RefSeq and is a predicted model, not a curated record. Gene Ontology annotation, biological process: cell migration. Gene Ontology annotation, cellular component: membrane; extracellular matrix; external side of plasma membrane. The coding region runs from base 82 to 1713 and encodes 543 amino acids. The transcript has a single exon. Lineage: Eukaryota; Metazoa; Chordata; Aves; Galliformes; Numididae. Gene Ontology annotation, molecular function: transmembrane signaling receptor activity; extracellular matrix binding; calcium ion binding.
UUCCUUCCUGCGGCCGGAGCUCUAUAAAGCGGCCGCCCCGGUCGGCGGCAUGACAGAGAUUCGCCGCGCCGGCCGCCCGCCAUGCGGCGGCUCCUGCUGCCGCUGCUGCUGGCCGGACUGGGGCUGGGGCUGGGCGAGCCGGAUCCGCCCGCCCCGUCGGGGGUGCAGUGCCUGGAGCACGACUGCUUCGCCGUCUUCUGGGCGCCGGCGUCCUUUGCGGCGGCCAACGCGGCCUGCGAGCGGCACGGCGGCCACCUGAUGACCGUGCGCUCCACGGUGGCGGAGGAGGCGAUCCAGCUGCUGCUGCGGGACCGCGGCGGGUGGCUGUGGCUGGGGCUGCGGCUGCCCACCCCUUGCACCGAGCCGGCGCGGCGGCUGCGCGGCUUCCAGUGGGUGACCGGCGACACCCGCACCGACUACGACAACUGGGCAACGACGAGGCGGCGUUGCGGGCAGUUCUGCGUGGCGGUGUCGCGGGAACUGAGCUGGGAGGAGCGGCACUGCGAGCAGCGGGCCGACGGCUUCCUCUGCGAGUACAACUACCCUGACAGCUGCCCGCGCCUGCUGCUCGCCGGCGGCGUGUCCGUCACCUACCGUACCCCCUUCGGCGGCGCCGCCGGCGACUUCCUGGCCCUGCCGCCCGGCUCCACCGCGUUCGUCUCGCCGCUGGGGCUGCAGCUGCUCUGCGGGACCGCGGCCGCCGGCGGGGGAAUGCGCUGGGGCCGCUCCGCGCCGGGCGCCUGGCCCUGCCGCGUGGCCAACGGCGGCUGCGAGGAGAGCUGCGAGGAGCUGGACGGGGCUCCGCGCUGCUCCUGCCCCGCCGGCAAGAAGCUGGGCCCCGACGGGCGCGACUGCGUGUCGCCGUGCGCCGAUGCUCCCUGCCAGCACCACUGCGUGCCCGACGGGGAGGGCUUCCACUGCAUGUGCGCCGAAGGCUACCGGCUGGGCCCCGACGACAGCAGCUGCGAGGACGUGGACGAUUGCGUCAAGGUGCCGGAGGUGUGCGAACAGGUCUGCCACAACACCGAAGGCGGCUUCGAGUGCCGCUGCCACCGUGGCUACGAGAUGGUGGAAGGGCGCUGCGUGCCCGUCCCCGACUGCAGUACCGGGCCCUGCGACCAAAUCUGCGAGGAUGUGGCCGGCAGCUACCGGUGCAGCUGCGACGACGGCUAUGUUGUCGACCCGAAGAAUCCCACCCAAUGCGUGAGGCAGUGCGAGAACGGCCGGUGCCUGGCCGAAUGCACCUCCGGCGGCCUCUCCUGCUUUUGCCCCGACGGCUUUGUGACGGACCAGCUGCCCGACGGUGUCACGUUCUGCAUUGACAUUGAUGAGUGCGAGCAUAACUACUGUGACCACAACUGCACCAACACGUAUGGCAGCUACGUCUGCUACUGCCAGCCCGGCUACGUGGCCGUCGACGCCAACCACUGCCAGCCCUCCCUGCCGGAGGACGGCAUGGACGAGUACUCGGGAGAUUUUGGGCCCCCCCUGCCCGUCCCCAGCCACAUCCCACCCAAAGCAGAGCACCUGCACCCUGGGGCGCUGGUGGGCAUCACGGUGGGCGUGCUGUGCUUGGCGCUGGUGCUGGUGGCCGUCGGCUACCACGUGGCGAGGAAGCGCUGCCAUCCCCCUAGCUCUAUGGAGUACAAGUGUGGCAGCCCCCGUGAGAAGGAGAUGGGGCUCCAGCAGGUGCCCGCCAGCCAGAAAGCGUAGGGAGCUCGGCAGGCAGCGAGCGAGAGGCGGAUGGAACUGGGAUGGAACUGGGUAACGUUUGGUUGUAACCCUCCCCUGGUUUUGUAAAGAGAAAGUGGGAAGAGCAAGUUCAUUUCAUCGCCUUCUCAUGUUGCCCUCCCUGCCUGCUGCGUACGGACCUCUGGCAGCAGAGUGCUCGGAUUGCCAGCAGCGCAGGGACCCUGCGGAGCGUCACUGUAGUGGAGCUGAAGUGCUGAUUUCUAUUCCCCCCACACCACUUCGGGACUGUUUGGGGGGGAAAUGGGGAUUCCAGGAGCGCUGGGGUCAUUUGUAGGAAGGGCAUUUUCAGUGCUGGUGACACUGUGCCUUUUUCCUCUUUUUUUUUUUUUUUUUUUGUCCUUUUUAAUUUUUCACCCAGGGCUGAGUUUAAUUUGUGUGGAAGUUGAUGGCAAAACUUCCCAAUGAUGUUCGUGUUCUAGACCUUGCUGCUCACUUUGCAGCUGCGGGCUGGGCGGGGGGAAUCAGGGAGAAAAGAAAGAGUUGGGGAGGGGGAGGGGAGAAUCCCUGAAACAGCCCCCAGGGGUGUCAGUGCCGAGGAUCUGUGCCUGAGCAGGGGCAGCUGCCACAGUGCCCAGCUUUCCAGAUGGGAUUUUGGGCUCAGAGCUGGGGGUUGUCUGUGCCCCCCAGGCACAGAGCGACGCCGCAGCCCCCGAGAUGAAUGCCAGCUCCACGCUGCCCCAGUUGUCUCUUCCCUCAUGUAAAUGGUUGAACCCGCUGUUUUAUACACCCAGCACAUGUGUAAAUACUUAUUUAUUUAUUGGAAAUAUACCCUACGCCACGCGCGGUCACCUCGUGAUGUUGUGUGCAGACCAAUAAAGCUUUUACCGUCUGAUUUACAGAAA